Molecule: messenger RNA, 765 nt
Organism: Parascedosporium putredinis
Lineage: Eukaryota; Fungi; Ascomycota; Sordariomycetes; Microascales; Microascaceae
Source: the annotation of a GenBank genome assembly
AUGGCGUCUCUCAACCUAUCUUCGGAUGAGAUCAAGGUGCUGGAGUCGUACAUCGAUCCAAGCCUCGACGAACAUCAUCCUCACGAACCUCUCUACGGUGACGAUCACGAUGGGCAAAAACACAUCUCUGUUGGAACGGAUCGCAGUGCACCCGUCGACCAACUUCCCGGGGCGGCAGCACGAGGCGAUACUCUUGCAGCUGCUGCGCAAGAAGCCGGAGCCGGCGGUGGAGACGCUUCUAGACGAGGGGCGGCAGCUGUCGCAGAGCUUAGGGGCGACGGGGGCGCGAGCAAGGCGGCGGCGUGGACGGCGCAGAGGGCGCUGUGGCGGUGGGCGCAGGAAUACUGCGAUGGGAGGAUCGCGCAUUACGCGCAAGAGGAGACGCUGCAGGUGUACACGGCGGAGGAGAGGGCGUCGGGGGUGGAGAAUGUGAGGACGGGCUUGAGGGCGAGCCUGGAGGAUGACGAGGACGACGAGGACGAGGACGGAGAUGACGAUGAGGAGGACGACGAGGAUGACGAUAAUGAUGGCCGGAGGGGUGGAGAGGGAGGGGAAAAGGACGCCAAGACCCGGGCGGCGGACGCCAAGGAGGCGGCGAGGGUCGCGAGGGAGAAGGAGGAGGCCAAGGCGAGGAGGGCGGCGGGGAUGAAGCUGGCGCGGAAUAUGGUGGUGGGCAGGUUCGAGACGCCGCCGAACGCGGAUUGGGAGGCGAAGAGGAAGAUGAUCGGGGCGGGGAUAGGGAUGGCGAGGGCCCCGGGGAGGUGA